AUGAUCUACCUGCACGCGCCGAGCGACGCCAAGCCGGUGGUGGUGCACCGGGACCUGAAGCCCCAGAAUGUUCUGCUGCACGAGGACGGCCGCGCCAAGGUGUGCGACUUUGGCAUCUCAAAGGCUUUCACGGCCACGGCCGCGUCGUCCACGCGCCUGCAGCCGGGGACGCCCUCUUACAUGGCACCUGAGCAGUUUGAGGGCCGCCCCGUGACCGACCGCGUCGAUGUGUUUGCGUUUGGUGUGCUGCUUUGGGAGUGCCUCGCGCGCCGCCAGCCGUGGCGGGAGCUCAGCGCCAUGCAGAUCAUAUUUGCUGUUGGCAUACAGGGCGAGCGCCUGCCGCGCCCCUCGGGCUGCCCCGACGGCCUGUGGGCGCUGAUAGAGUCCUGCUGGCGCGAGGCGCCUGAGCAGCGGCCACCGUUCAACGCCAUACUGCCGGCUGUGGAGGAGGAGAUAGGGCUGGUGGACGCUGCAGAGCAGCAGGAGCGGCAGCGGCAGCAGGAACGGCAGCAGCAGCAGGAAAAGCAGCAGCAGCAGCAGGAGGAGGACGAGCAAAGGGCAGCGGGACUGGGACGGCAGAUGGAGUUGGCCAUGUACAUCCAUGAUAUGAGGUGCGGCUGA
Molecule: messenger RNA, 621 nt
Organism: Monoraphidium neglectum
Lineage: Eukaryota; Viridiplantae; Chlorophyta; Chlorophyceae; Sphaeropleales; Selenastraceae
Exons: 6
Coding region: 1-621 (206 amino acids)
Biological process (GO): protein phosphorylation
Molecular function (GO): ATP binding; protein kinase activity
Source: RefSeq, a predicted model, not a curated record